UUUUCCCCCCCUUAAACUAGAAUUUUAUCGAUCGUAUUCUUGGAAUUGUAGUCUUGUUCGAAGCAUGUUAAUGGGCAGCCAUAGCCAGUUCUUUGAACGAACUCGCUCAGCGUUUAAACGCCGUCGAAAGAGAGAACUAUAGUGUUGUUAUGUAUAUGUAUAUAUAUGGCAAUUGGCAUGAAUUGCUACUGUUUAUUUGAUUUUUAAUUUUUGCCCAUUUUCGUUUUCAAUGCGUUCAUCGUCAUCAGUGGUGUUAAUUAGCUUUCUGUAAUUGCACACUGACCUGUGAACCUCUUUUUUCCUGUACUACCCACCCAUCUUGUUCGUUCGAGCUAAAAGGAGCUUUCGUUCGUGGUUUUUGAUCGUACUUGCUGUGAAAUUAAGAUGGUUCCUUCUGGUUAUGAAUCGGAUGUCAUUCAGUGGGGUCUUCGUCUUUUUGAUGGUGAUUCAGUUUUUAAUUCUGGGUAUUACGGGGAGAUGACAGCCGUAGAUGACUAUUACCCUGGGAAUUAUUAUAGAGAUCAUUACAAUUUAGAACACACUUGUGUGGAGAAUGAUGAGAUUAUUGCACGAACUCUGCAAGAAAAUUUGUCACACUUAUCAAUUACAGACUCCUCUAGAUGUCCAUUUGAAAGAGAGGAUCAAUUGCGAGGUCCCAUAUACACAACUGCUUGGAAUAAUCCAUUUCCAAGGAAUAAUAAUAGUUCAGAGAGCAUUUCUGUCGAGGAAGAUAUUGAAACUAUGGAUCCUUCUAGUUCAUGUUCUAGUCCUGGGGACGAGGAUUUCUCCUAUUUAUAUGCACUUGAUGGUGAAGAACUCUGGAGAUUCAAUCAAGUGAUCCCUGUUCCUCAUGUUCCAAGAAUUAAUGGAGAAAUUCCAUCAGUUGAUGAAGCAGCUUCUGAUCAUGAAAGGCUGCUGGACAGAUUACAAGUGUAUGACUUCGUUGAACGAAAGGUUCAAGGUGAUGGCAAUUGUCAGUUUCGUGCAUUAUCUGAUCAAUUAUAUGGAACACCCGACAAUCACGAGCUGGUGAGACAGAAAGUUGUAAAUCAGCUUAUGGCACAUCCAGAGAUUUAUGAGGGAUAUGUGCCAAUGGCAUAUGAUGAGUACUUGGAAAAGAUGUCCAGGAAUGGGGAAUGGGGGGAUCAUGUCACUUUACAAGCAGCCGUGGACUCGUAUGAUGUGCAAAUAUUUGUUUUAACUUCUUUCAAGGAUAACUGCUGCAUAGAGAUUCUUCCAAAUUCUCAGAAGACAAAAGGAGUGAUUUUCUUGAGUUUCUGGGCAGAGGUGCAUUACAACUCAAUUCAUCCUCAGGGAGGUAUGCCAUCAACUGGAGAUUCCCCACCCAGUGAGUUGAGAAAGAAGAAAAGAUGGUGGAAGUUUGGAAACAAGCAUUGAUAAGCCCCCUACUGCCUCAGACUCCUAACUUUUUUGGUCCUGUUACUGCUACACAUCUAUUUUUCAAGCGCGAUCCUUUGUUAGGAUUUACAUUCACCAAUAUUGGCUAAUAUUCACAUGCCUUGAAGUCUUUUAUAACAAAGACAAAGCACAUUGAUCUUUUCCUUCUUUUUCUGCUGUUGUUCCCCCAUAAUGCUUAAGCAGGGUUGUUUGUAUUUGGUUAUUUUUGUAGUUGUAUACAGUUUGGUCUAAUUGGUUGGAAUCUUGAGGGAGAAACAGAUUGUAAUGAUUCUUUUGACAGAAAUGCAAAUGUAUUUCCCUGAAA
Messenger RNA from Cucumis melo (muskmelon), 1723 nucleotides. Its product is annotated as OVARIAN TUMOR DOMAIN-containing deubiquitinating enzyme 10. The record is from RefSeq and is a predicted model, not a curated record. Gene Ontology annotation, molecular function: cysteine-type deubiquitinase activity. The transcript is spliced from 11 exons. NCBI's taxonomy places the organism in Eukaryota, Viridiplantae, Streptophyta, Magnoliopsida, Cucurbitales, Cucurbitaceae. Gene Ontology annotation, biological process: protein deubiquitination. The coding region runs from base 385 to 1398 and encodes 337 amino acids.